Anthostomella pinea is the source of this 729-nucleotide messenger RNA. Lineage: Eukaryota; Fungi; Ascomycota; Sordariomycetes; Xylariales; Xylariaceae. The record is from the annotation of a GenBank genome assembly.
AUGUCCAGACCAAACAUGAUACGGCCAAUACGGCACGCCCUUUUGAGGCAGCUCGCGCAACAGCCCCGGAAUGCUCUGGCCGGAUUUCUGAGCACGCGCUCCCAAUCAACGACAGUAGCCGAUAAUGUCAAACCUGGACCACCGCAGCUAGUAAACGAACUCCCCGAUCCCCGUGAAGAGAACGAGACCCGACUUCCGCGUGCCGUCCAAGCCCUCUACCUCCAGCCGCUCCGGCGCGAAGCCGAGUACGGCGUGCCGUCGUGCGAUCUACAACUGCGGUCAUUCAGCAUUCCGAAUCUCGAGUUCUUCUGCGAUUUUGCGAUACGGGCGGCCUACUACCUCGGCCUGCCCGCAUUCGGACCCGUGCCCUUGCCGAAGAUAACGGAGAGAUGGACGGUCCCGAGAUCUCAUUUCAUCUUCAAGAAGUCGCAGGAGAACUUUGAACGAAUCACACGGAGGAGGUUGAUCCAGAUCAGGGACGGACACCCCGAGACGGUUCAGAUCUGGCUUGCGUUCUUGCAGAAGCACGCUCACUAUGGCAUCGGUAUGAAGGCAAACAUAUGGGAGUACGGCAAGCUCGAGAUUGGCAAGCAGAUGGAUGGGGAGUUGAAGUCGAUGCAAGAAGUCAUCGAGCAGAAGAUGGAGCACCUCGGAAGAGACAAGACCUUGGGCACAGUGGAGAAGGUGAAGGAGCUGCUGGCGAGCGAGAGAUUCAGACACACCAGAUAG